Fulmarus glacialis (Northern fulmar) is the source of this 1277-nucleotide messenger RNA. RefSeq names its product leucine-rich PPR motif-containing protein, mitochondrial-like. Gene Ontology annotation, molecular function: protein binding. The record is from RefSeq and is a predicted model, not a curated record. The transcript has 10 exons. Bases 48 to 1277 code for a protein of 409 amino acids. Lineage: Eukaryota; Metazoa; Chordata; Aves; Procellariiformes; Procellariidae.
UUUGCAAGAAAAACAAUGCAAAAGAAGCCUACAAUAUUUUCCUGAAAAUGCAAGGGAAGAAUGAGUUUCAUUAUCGUUCUUAUGGCACCCUUAUAAAAGCAUUGUUAACACAGAAUUGUCUUGAAGAAGCCAUGGAAGUGAAACACAUUGCUGAGACCCACAUCAAGGGCUUCACACUGAACAGUGCUGCCAGCAGCCUCCUCAUCAUAUCGCAAGUUAGGCGGGAUUAUUUGAAAGAUGCUGUGGCUGUCUUAAAAGGAAUGCUUGACAGCGGCUUGUUGCCUACUAGACCAGCAGUUAUUGCGCUCACUCAGACUCUGGCAGAAAAAGGAGAUUUAAAGAACCUGCAAGCACUUAAAAACAUGCUGGAAGACAUCACAAAAUCAAUUGGUGUGUCUGCCUCACUAAUCGCUAAUGCUAUUGCAUUGGCUCAUACUAAGAAUAGUGACCUUGAUGCUGCCGUGGAAUACCUUGAGCCUCUGCUUAUCUCUGGUGCACAGAAUCCUGAUCAAGCUGUCAGAAAUAUUUCCUAUUUGUUAAGAAAGGUGUCUGAGGAAGGAUUAGAACCAGCUUUGGAAAAAUUUGGUGUGAUGGCAGAACAACUGGCCAGUCAGUUUGGAAUUUACAGACCUGUCACAGAUCUUUUCCUUCAAUAUGUCAGUGCAGACAGAGUGGAUGAUGCCAGAUCGCUGAUAGAGAGGUGUGGUGCAUUAGUUGAGGAGAAGAGAGCUUUAGUGAGUUUUAUGGCUAGAUCAGCAUCUAAACCUGGACAGGCAAAGAAGAUCGAGACGCUUCUAGAACUGAUUCCUGAGCAUCUUGAUAUGGAAAUUGCGUACCGUUACCUCAUGAGAUGUUAUGAACUGGAUGGGGAUGUUGCUUCUGUAAAGGCUGUGUAUGAGAAAAUAAAAGCGAAGAAUAUACAGCUGCCCGAGCUAUCUCUGAAAUCUUUAGCAGUUUUUCUGAAGAAAGUAGGAGAGCCUGUCCCUUUCACUGAACCCCCUUACGUACCCACUGUUGAAAAUGGAGUAGCUGAACAGAUCGUGUCUUUGGCAGUGGCAGCUCAGAGGGUUUUUAUAGAUCGAAUGCCUGAGUCAGCAGGAUCCCAGCUGCAGUUUACAGUAGCAAGGGAGGAUCGUAACAGUGAAGGUAGGAUCACGAGUGCACAUAUUGACAGAGAAAUAGACUGGAAGCGUGUUCACCAGAGUACUACCGUGUUUAUUGCUUUUCUCAAAGGUGUGAUGCUUCCGGACUCUCCAGGAACACCGUGGCAGAAGUGA